AAUUGGCUGCCCAAUCUCGGGGUUCGCCUUUACAUCCUCCAGCGGCGCCGAGCGCGGGAGACACAGAGACACACACACACACAGACACGAGGCCAGGAGACCCACAGGAGCCCAGAGGACCCAGGACCCCGGACACCCCGCCGCCCCCUCCCAGAUCCCCCGACCCCCGACCCUGCCGCCAGCAUGGACUGCUGCACCGAAAGCGCCUGCUCCAAGCCGGACGACGACAUCCUGGACAUCCCCCUGGACGACCCCGGCGCCAACGCGGCCGCCGCCAAAAUCCAGGCGAGUUUCCGGGGCCACAUGGCGAGGAAGAAGAUCAAGAGCGGCGAGCGCGGGCGGCAGGGCCCGGGCCCGCGGGGGGCGGGCGGAGCGGGGGGCGGCUCCGGGGGCGCGGGCGGAGGCCCCAGCGGAGACUAAGACAGAUGAAUGAGCCUUUUCUAAGUUCCCGAGGAGAGAGACGGAGGCCGCGUCCCCCCGCCCCCCGCAGUGACAAGACCAUCCUGCCGUGUUUGUGACCCCCCCCUCGCCCUCCCCACGGCCCCCGCGCGCUUCUGGAGACCCCGGAGCCGCUCCCCGCGGGCGGACCCUGCUCGAGACGCUCCGUCUGACCCCGGCUGGGCUCCGGACCGGAUUUGGGGUUGGCUUCCCUUUUUUUUCCCGCCCCCCGCCCUUGACAGCUUCUGCGCGCCUCGCCCCCCGCCCCCUUCCCCAUCCAUCCGCAGCCCGCAUGCAGUCACAGCACUGAUUCUCAGCUGAGCGCCACCUCCCCCUCGGAUUCCCUCGCCCUCCACUCUCGGGACCCCGGACCCCAAUCCGGGCCGGCCCGAGAGAGCCCCUCUUGGAGGCGUCUGCAGGACGAGGGGGCCGCCCCUUCCCCCGCCACCCCCCCCAAUCUGCAUGAACUGCCCUGAACGCUGCAUGACCCUUUCCCUCUAAACUCUAGGAUUUUGGUUCUGUCCCUUCCACUUUGCAGUCUCUCCAGGGGCUGCGCAACCCACCUUCCCCACCGCCCCCCUCCCUCCCCAAUACUCUCGACCCCCCUCCUCCCACGCCAUCUCUGUAAGGGGCGGGGGCGUUCGGCCAGUCCCAUCUUCCUCCCCCUCUCCCCACCUCGAACCCUGUCCUCGGGCCCCAAGGAGGACGGGAUCCCUUCUCAGCUCCCGCCUGCGCUCCUCGUUCUUCCCGGGAGCUGCCUCUCUGCCCCUCUCUUCUGUUAUGCAAACUCCUGGGCGGGACGUGGGCCGAGAAGAAAUGGGGGUGGGAGUGGGGUGGGGGGGAAGGGGGACACGUCUGACCACCGCCCCGACUCGCCCAACUCUCCCCGGGGGCGGGGGCGUGGGGGUUUUUAAUCUCCGUGUGUGCAUGUGACUGCGCCGGGUGGAAUGUCAACAAUAAAGAGGAAUGUCCAAGUGUC
Ornithorhynchus anatinus (platypus) is the source of this 1417-nucleotide messenger RNA. It is a transcript of the gene NRGN, whose product is annotated as neurogranin. Gene Ontology annotation, molecular function: calmodulin binding. The coding region runs from base 184 to 420 and encodes 78 amino acids. The record is from RefSeq and is a predicted model, not a curated record. NCBI's taxonomy places the organism in Eukaryota, Metazoa, Chordata, Mammalia, Monotremata, Ornithorhynchidae. The transcript has 4 exons.